Molecule: messenger RNA, 2959 nt
Organism: Trichechus manatus latirostris (Florida manatee)
Lineage: Eukaryota; Metazoa; Chordata; Mammalia; Sirenia; Trichechidae
Gene: PLK2
Product: polo like kinase 2
Exons: 14
Coding region: 295-2352 (685 amino acids)
Biological process (GO): protein phosphorylation; G1/S transition of mitotic cell cycle; regulation of synaptic plasticity
Cellular component (GO): cytoplasm; spindle pole; centrosome
Molecular function (GO): protein binding; ATP binding; protein serine/threonine kinase activity
Source: RefSeq, a predicted model, not a curated record
GCUCCGAAGCGUGGCCUCAGCUGCGGGUCCCAACCUGGGGUUCGGCCUCGCGCGCUCCGGUGACUGGUGGGCGGGGCGUGUCCGUGACGUCUCAUCGCUUUUCGAGUCUCCGCCCCCUUCCCGACCCAGAUAUAAGACUUCGCCGAGCGUUCUCACUCUCACGAGUGGACGAGGGUUUGAGGAGCAGGUUGUCGUUGUUGGGGGGGGGGUUCGAGAGCUGGGACAAGUUCGGACGUGUGUCCGCGCCUCGGAGUGGCAGCGGGCAGUGUCGGGCAGCGAGGCAACAAGGCGGCAAUGGAGCUCUUGCGGACUAUCACCUACCAGCCGGCCGCCAGCACCAAGAUGUGCGAGCAGGCGCUCGGCAAGGCUUGCGGAGGGGACUCGAAGAAGAAACGGCAGCAGCAGCACCCCGAGGAGCCGCAGGCGCUGCAGCCCUCGCUGCAGGUGCAGCCGGCGGCCCCGCACCACCAUCACCACCACUCGCACUCGGGGACCGAGAUCUCGCGGAUUAUCGUCGACCCCACGACGGGGAAGCGCUACUGCCGGGGCAAAGUGCUGGGCAAGGGUGGCUUUGCAAAAUGCUAUGAGAUGACAGAUUUGACAAACAACAAAGUGUAUGCUGCAAAAAUUAUUCCUCACAGCAGAGUAGCCAAACCUCAUCAAAGGGAAAAGAUUGACAAAGAAAUAGAGCUUCACAGGAUUCUUCACCAUAAGCAUGUGGUGCAGUUUUAUCACUACUUUGAGGACAAAGAAAACAUUUACAUUCUCUUGGAGUACUGCAGCAGAAGGUCCAUGGCUCAUAUCUUGAAAGCAAGAAAGGUGUUGACAGAGCCAGAAGUCCGAUACUACCUCAGACAGAUUGUGUCUGGACUAAAGUACCUUCAUGAACAAGAAAUCUUACACAGAGAUCUCAAACUAGGAAACUUUUUUAUCAAUGAAGCCAUGGAGCUAAAAGUUGGAGACUUUGGUUUGGCAGCCAGGCUGGAACCCUUGGAGCACAGAAGAAGAACAAUAUGUGGUACCCCAAAUUACCUCUCUCCUGAAGUUCUCAACAAACAAGGACAUGGCUGUGAAUCAGACAUUUGGGCCUUAGGCUGCGUAAUGUAUACAAUGUUAUUAGGAAGACCCCCAUUUGAAACUACAAAUCUUAAGGAAACAUAUAGAUGUAUAAGAGAAGCAAGGUAUACAAUACCAUCUUCCUUGCUAGCUCCUGCAAAGCACUUAAUAGCUAGCAUGUUGUCCAAAAAUCCAGAAGAUCGUCCCAGUUUGGAUGACAUCAUUCGACAUGACUUUUUUUUGCAGGGCUUCACUCCAGACAGACUUUCAUCUAGCUGUUGUCAUACAGUUCCAGAUUUCCAUUUGUCAAGCCCAGCUAAGAACUUCUUUAAGAAAGCUGCUGCUGCUCUUUUUGGUGGCAAAAAAGACAAAGCCAGAUAUAUUGACACACAUAAUAGAGUGUCUAAAGAAGAUGAAGAAAUUUACAAGCUUAGGCAUGAUUUGAAAAAGACUUCAAUAACUCAGCAACCCAGCAAACAUAGGACAGAUGAGGAGCUCCAGCCACCUACCACUACAGUUGCCAGAUCUGGAACACCCGCAGUAGAAAACAAGCAGCAGAUUGGGGAUGCUAUUCGCAUGAUAGUCAGAGGGACUCUUGGCAGCUGCAGCAGUAGCAGUGAAUGCCUUGAGGACAGUACCAUGGGGAGUGUUGCAGAUACAGUGGCAAGGGUUCUUCGAGGAUGUCUGGAAAACAUGCCAGAAGCUGACUGCAUUCCCAAAGAGCAGCUGAGCACAUCAUUUCAGUGGGUCACCAAAUGGGUCGAUUACUCUAACAAAUAUGGCUUUGGGUACCAGCUCUCAGACCAUACUGUCGGUGUUCUUUUCAACAAUGGUGCUCACAUGAGUCUCCUUCCAGACAAAAAAACCGUUCACUAUUACGCAGAGCUUGGCCAAUGCUCUGUUUUCCCAGCAACAGAUGCCCCUGAACAAUUCAUUAGUCAAGUGACGGUGCUGAAGUACUUUUCUCAUUACAUGGAGGAGAACCUCAUGGAUGGGGGAGAUCUGCCUAGUGUUACUGAUAUUCGAAGACCUCGGCUCUACCUCCUUCAGUGGCUCAAAUCUGACAAGGCCUUAAUGAUGCUCUUCAAUGAUGGCACCUUUCAGGUGAAUUUCUACCACGAUCAUACAAAAAUCAUCAUCUGUAGCCAAAAUGAAGAAUACCUACUCACUUACAUCAAUGAAGAUAGGAUAUCUACGACAUUCAGACUGACAACCCUGCUGAUGUCUGGCUGUUCAUUAGAAUUAAAAAAUCGUAUGGAAUACGCUCUGAACAUGCUCUUACAGAGAUGUAAUUAAAGGACUUUUUGAAUGGACCCUAUGGGAUUUCUCUUUUCCACUGUGAGAUCUACAGGGAAGCCAGUAGAUGAUCUACAGCAUGUUGAAGAAGAUGGAUAGGAGGUGGUACGAAAACAAUGCCUCUGUGGCCUGCUGGACUGGGUGGGACCAGAGCAGGCUGAAGCAUACAAUUCUUGACUUUGGACUAAUCCAAGGGUGAACCAGGAUGUAGUUUUUCUCAAUAUACCUGUUUUAAAAGGUUGUUCAGACGAUUUUGCAGAAGGAUGCAUUGACUCUUAACUUCUCUCUGUAGAGAGCAUUUCAGACAGAGGACUUGGAACUGUGAAUAUACUUCCUGAACAGGAGGGAGAAGGGAGGAAGCUCCCACGUUGUUUAAAGGCUGUAAUUGGAGCAGCUUUUGGCUGCUUAACUGUGAACUAUGGCCAUAUAUAGUUUUUUUUUUUUUUGUUAAUUUUUGAAGAUAUUUGUGGCUGGAAAAGUGCAUUCCUUGUUAAUAAACUUUUUAUUUAUUACAGCCCAAAGAGCAGUAUUUAUUAUCAAAACUUUUUUUUUUUUUUAUGUUGACCAUUUUAAACUGUUGGCAAUAAAGAGUAUGGAAAAGCAGAAA